Austrofundulus limnaeus is the source of this 955-nucleotide messenger RNA. Its product is annotated as trigger factor. Lineage: Eukaryota; Metazoa; Chordata; Actinopteri; Cyprinodontiformes; Rivulidae. The record is from RefSeq and is a predicted model, not a curated record.
UCCAGAUAGAAGCUGUUUACAGCCUCAACCAUCAGCGGCAGACAUCAGUGUUUCCUGAAGGGGUUCAGGUGCUGAUUAAAGAAGAAGAUCCUGAAGAACAGAAGCCUGAUGUGGACCAGCAGGACCAAGAACACCUCCACAUUAAAGAGGAAGAGGAGGAACUGUGGAGCAGAGCAGAGCAGCUCAAUUUGAAGGAGGAGACUGAUGCCACCAGCUUUACGUUCACUGCGGUUCCUUUGAAGCAUGAGGAUGAUGAAGAUAAACCUCUGUCCUUACAGCUUCAUCAACACCAAGCUGAAGUCAGAGAUCUUCCAACCAGCAGCUCAGCUCAGGAUUCUGACUCCUCAGAAACUGAAGUCAGUGAGGAUGAUGAAGAGGAUUCUGACUCCUCAGAAACUGAAGUCAGUGAGGAUGAUGAAGAGGAUGAUGAUGAUGAUGAUGAUGAUGAUGAUGAUGAUGAUGAUGAUGAUGAUGAUGAUGUAAACAAUCCUGACUCUCAGCUUAAACCCUUUGCAGACUCUGGGUCAAAAACUGAAGACACUGAUAAAGACUGUGUUCUUCCUGCAGGGUUCCUGAAUCAGGUGUAAAAAACAACAAAAAUGAACAGAAGCUGUUGUGCUGUGAGGUGUCUGGGAGAAGGUUUACCACAAAGAGCAAUUUAAACACACAUGAGAAUCCACACAGGACAGAAGCCAUUUUGUUGUGAGCUGUGUGUGCAAAGGUUUACUGAAAACGUUAGUUUAAACAAACCCAUUUUUUGUCUUUUUGUUCCACUCUUGGGGGAGUAAGAUGCUUUUUUCCUUCUCUCCUGCCAUUCCUUAUCUUCCCUGCCUUUCUGCUUGGAGCCUUCUCUACAUUUUCAUCCAAAAUCAGAAAUUAUGGGUAUUUUUAUUUUUAUUAUUAUUAUUAUUAUUGGAUUUGGUUAGGUGGUCUCUUAAUAAAUUUUGGAACAAAG